CUCAACUCGACAAACGGAGCGGAUAUUCUACAUAACUCGUUCCUCAUCAUUUUGAUAAGCUAAGGAAAAAAAAUGCUGACUUCUGCCGGUGUCGGAAUUCCAUUUUUGGUCGACUCUCUUAUUUCACGAAGUUGCACAGAGAAUGAGCCAAUAUUGGCAGAAAUUGUUCUAACCGAAAACAUGUGCAGUCAUACAAUUUGUGGAGUAGUGCAUUUGAAACAGCCAAUAACGAGCAAUACGGAUAGCAUUCAACCAAAAUGGACAUUUUACGCACUUGCGAUAGAACUUGAAGGAAGGGUGACCAUAACGUCGUCACGGGAGAAAUGCGUGUCCCCAAUGCAGGAACUGAAUCCAAAGCUGAAUUCCGAGUUGAUCUGCAACUCGGAAGUUUUUGCACUGGUGGCUGGUUCACCCCAUGGUUUACUUCGCACCGGGGUAAGGCCAAAUACGCCCCAAUUUUUUCUGGAACUUAACCAGACAACGUUUCCCUUUACUAUCCAACUUCCUCAAGGCCAAGGAAAACUUAUGUCAAGUUUAGAAUCUCCGCAUCUCUCAAUUUCGUACGCAUUAGUUCUAUUCGCGCGAACACCUCGGGGCUAUGAUAGACUUGAUUAUCACCCUGUAAAAGUCUCGGACCAAACUUUAGUCACCUUUCCUACCCCGCUUGAACACAUCAUGGUCGAUAAGUCUAAUCAAUCGUUAACCAUUUGGCCUGCAUCCCUACCAAAAUAUAGCUUAGACAAGGACCCAGAUCUGUUUUUUACACUCUUCGCAAAUUUAGACGUUCUCGAUGACAAAAUCGAGCUACUUGUCAAGUUGAUUAACAGCCUAAAGUUUGUCUGGGACACGAUGGACUAUAAUUUGGUGGCGUUUAAGCUAGGACUUCAGGAAGGAAAAUGUGCCAGUCGGAAACAUCGUGGAUGGUUCGUUGAGCGAAAUUACGGAAUCAAAUUGACGCCAAAGGAUAAAUCUAGUAGCGGAUUAACAAUUCAAUAUUUCGUAAAUGCAAACAUAUUUAUGCCGUGGGAGACUGUUCCUAGCGGAACUAUGGAGUUAAUUAGAGAAAUAAGAGUCAGAGCUGGCAGUUUGCCAGUCCCUACACCAAGUCGGGCGCAACGUUCAACCACUAGUGGGCGUCUGUCGAGAUUUCUGUCGGGAUCAGUGUCAUCCUUGAGGUCAUUGUUCCCCCGUCCUACUCAACAAUUUGGUCACGAUGCGAGUCUCUAGCAUCCAUAGAAACACUACCUCCUCACUACGACGAUGUAGCACGUGACGACAAAUAACAGUCUCGGGUGUCAUAUAAGUACAUAUGUGCAUACAUACACUCUAAAUAAUUUUGAAACAAAUCGUCACCCGCGCGCGGAGGUACUAUACUGCUCUAUUUUUGGGUAACGAUGUAGGAGACGUUUUAUCACCAGUCAAAAACUCAUGCACCAAGCACACGUGACGUCGUCCUUUAAAAAAAUUAAUACUGUCAUGUAAAAAAAAGUCUUAUUGUCAGAUAAAAAUGUUCAAUGUUUUUAAUUACGACGUCACGUGUGUUUGAUACACGAGUUUUUGUCUUGUCUCCUAAAUCGUUACCCAAAAAUAGAGCAGUAUAGUACCUCCGCGCGCGGGUGACGAUUUGUUUCAAAAUUAUUUACAGUGUAGAUAAGUACAUCUCAUCAGAGUCUAUGUAAUAUCCCGAAAUACUUUUGAACAGGUUUUAAUUUUAAAAGUUUCCAUUCAGCAUGUAAAAUAUUGUAAAUAUUUAAAAAAAAAAAUGGCUUGUUGGAUGCUUUUGUAACGUAUGUACAUACAUAUUUCUAAAAAAAAGUCUGGAU
This is a messenger RNA of Folsomia candida, 1823 nucleotides long. RefSeq lists its product as uncharacterized. The transcript has 5 exons. Lineage: Eukaryota; Metazoa; Arthropoda; Collembola; Entomobryomorpha; Isotomidae. The record is from RefSeq and is a predicted model, not a curated record. The coding region runs from base 73 to 1227 and encodes 384 amino acids.